ACUAACUCUUAGAUAGCUUGCAAACAUUCCAACACGAACACAGGGUCAAAUUCCACGUCACAGUUUUCCUGUGGCUCUGUGUGCUCAUUCAGCACUACAACUCCACAGUCUGUGACCAACAGAAAAAGGAGAGCCAUUCAUGGAAAAUGUCUCUGCCAAAACAUUCAGCAGCACACUUGAUCCCACCUCAGACUCUGACUCGGCUGGCACAAGAGUGGCUGGCAGAGGACACACCAAACUUUGACCCGGCGGGAGUGUGUGUGGGGUCACAGGAGGUUGAGGCAAGGUUGCUGUGUAAAACACCACACAGCAUCCUGGCAGGUAGCCCCUUCUUCACAGCAGUGUUCACUGAGGUCGGUUGCACCGUGGACUGGAUUUACCAGGAAGGAGCUGAGAUCGGCCCAGAUGCCAUCACACUGACUGCUGUGGUGAGAGGCCCGGCAAGAUGCCUCCUCCUUGGGGAAAGGCCGGCUCUCAACUGCCUGGCCCGGGCCUCAGGGAUCGCCACCCGCUGUUCUCAGCUCCAGGCAAUGGCAAGACUGGGAGGCUGGCAUGGAGAAGUGGCUGGUACACGCAAGACCACCCCGGGCUUCCGUCUGGUGGAGAAGUACGCCAUGCUGGUUGGCGGCGUGUCCAUGCACAGACAGGACCUGAGUGGAAUGGUGAUGCUGAAGGACAACCAUGUCUGGGCAUCAGGAAGUAUCACACAGGCUGUGAAAGCUGCCCAGUCAGUGUGUGGCUUCAGCAGUAAGAUUGAGGUGGAGUGCCGCACAGCAGAAGAGGGCAGAGAGGCGGCUGGAGAAGGAGCAGACAUCGUUAUGCUGGACAACUUUCAACCUCAGGAGCUCCAUGUUGCAGCUCGUGCACUGAAGGAGGAGUUUCCAGCUCUACUGAUAGAAGCCAGUGGAGGAGUGACUCCAGCGAACUUGGCUAUGUAUUUCUCACCACAUGUGGACAUCAUUUCCCUGGGCUGCAUAACACAGGGCUGCCCAGUUGUGGACUUUUCUCUCAAACUUCAAAAGCCUGAUGCUCACUCAAUCCUCCAAGAAUGACGGCCACCAGAAAUAGGAUGUACAGACAGUUGCUGACUAAAGCAACUAGCUGAUUGAAUGACAAAAUGUUGUGAGAUUUUGUUCUGAUGAGUUCAUUUAUUACCCAGAACAACUGUGAUUACAGUGAUCUACUGUUUCUGAGGAUUGAGAAAUAAUUCAUAUCCUGAUUUCUCCCCGUGUCAACAGUCAUUUGAUGAGGAUUAAAAGGAGAAUAGAAA
Messenger RNA from Siniperca chuatsi (mandarin fish), 1270 nucleotides. Its product is annotated as nicotinate-nucleotide pyrophosphorylase [carboxylating]-like. Gene Ontology annotation, biological process: quinolinate catabolic process; NAD+ biosynthetic process. Bases 147 to 1052 code for a protein of 301 amino acids. Gene Ontology annotation, cellular component: cytoplasm. The transcript has 5 exons. NCBI's taxonomy places the organism in Eukaryota, Metazoa, Chordata, Actinopteri, Centrarchiformes, Sinipercidae. Gene Ontology annotation, molecular function: nicotinate-nucleotide diphosphorylase (carboxylating) activity. The record is from RefSeq and is a predicted model, not a curated record.